Messenger RNA from Brachypodium distachyon (stiff brome), 2840 nucleotides. RefSeq lists its product as uncharacterized. The transcript has a single exon. Bases 239 to 2575 code for a protein of 778 amino acids. NCBI's taxonomy places the organism in Eukaryota, Viridiplantae, Streptophyta, Magnoliopsida, Poales, Poaceae. The record is from RefSeq and is a predicted model, not a curated record.
CCUUAUUAAAACAAAACAAAUCAACAUCAGCGAAUCGCGGCCCCCUUUACCCCCGUCCGCUCCUCCUCUGUCGUUGGCUCCGCGCCGCACCCCCCUUCAACCCCCCGCAGAUCGACGCCGCCUCCGAGAGCCGCCUCCGCCUCGUGCUACUGAGAGGGGAGCGCCACUCGCGGAAACCCCCGUGGAAACCUCCGCCGAGAGACGUAACCGCCGACGACGCGAUGGCCGCGUGACGGGCAUGUCGGCGGAGGAGGCGAGCGCAUCGGCGGAGGCGUCCGGGUCGACAGCGCUGGUGCCGGCCACGCUGGCGGCGGCGGCGACGGGCGCAAUGGGGGCGGAGGAGGCGGUUGCGAGGAAGCGGUACGAGGCGCUGUUGCAGGUGCGUGCCAAGGCGGUUAAGGGCAAGGGCGCGUGGUACUGGAGCCACCUGGAGCCCGUCCUGGUGCCGCCGCCGGGCUCCGGGGUGCCGCCCAAGGCCGCCAGGCUGCGCUGCUCGCUCUGCGCCUCCACGUUCUCGGCGUCCAACCCGUCGCGCACCGCCACCGAGCACCUCAAGCGCGGCGCCUGCCCCAAUUUCGAGGCGCCGCCGCCGCAGCAGCAGUUGGUGACCGUGUCCGCGGCGGCGGCGGCGUCUUCGAUCGUGCCCAUAUCAUCCAUCCCUCCUCCGCCGUCGUCUAUGCGCAGGCACUCCACUGGUGGCGGCGGUGGGCGGAAGAGGCACGCGCUGGCCGCCGCGGCCUCGCAGCAGCAGUUGGUGGUGGUGGCUGACCCGGCCACCACCGCGUAUUCCUCGACACCGCCCGCGUUGCCGGCGCCCUCGCCAAGGCUGCAGGCGCUGUCCGGUGGCAGGGCUGACCUGAGCGCGCUGGCCCGGCUGGAGGACAGCGUGAAGCGGCUCAAGUCACCCGUCGCGUCGCCGGGGGCCAUGCUUCCGCGGCAGCAGGCCGAGUCCGCGCUUUCGUUGCUCGCCGACUGGUUCCUCGAGUCCUCCGGCAGCGCGUCGCUCUCGGCGGUGGAGCACCCGAAACUGAAGGAAUUCCUGCGUCAGGUUGGGCUGCCGGAGAUAUCGCGAGCGGAACUCGCCGGUCCCCGCCUCGGUGCGCGCUUCGCCGAGGCCCGUGCUGACGCCGCCGCGCGCUUCCGGGAGGCGCACUUCUUCCAGCUCGCGGCCGACGGAUGGCGCGAGCCGGUGAUCACCCUCUCCGUCAACCUGCCCAACGGCACCUCCGUGUUUCACCGCGCCGUUCCAAUGCCGGUGCCGUCGUCGGGCUUCGCCGAGGAAUUGCUGCUGGACGCUGCGUCAUCCGUGGCUGCCCCCGCCGACCUCCGGCAUUGCGCCGGCAUAGUCGCAGACCGCUUCAGCUCCAAGGCGCUGCGUCAUCUCGAGAGCAAACACCAUUGGAUGGUGAACCUUCCUUGUCAAGUCCAUGGCUUGUCACGCCUGCUGAUGGACCUGGCGCGCGAGCUCCCACUCUUCCAUUCCGCUGUGGCAAAUUCCGCCAAGGUGGCCACCUACGUGAACACCAUGCCUGCCGUGCGCGCGAUUCUGCACAAGCAUCAAGUCCAGGAGCAAGGACACGCCUUCCUCCUCCCCGUUGCCGCUGCUGCGCCAAACAGUGGCAGCGAAUACACCGCGGCGUGCACGAUGCUUGAGAGCAUCCUGUCCUCGGCUCGGCCGCUCCAGCUUGCCGUGCUGGAGGAGUCCUACAAGCUCGUCUGCAACGAUGACCCUGCCGCGAGGGAAAUCGGUGACAUGGUGCAGAAUGUGGCGUUCUGGAACGAGGUGGAGGCGGCGCAUUCGCUCGUGAAGCUGAUCAUGGACAUGGUGAAGGAGAUGGAAGCCGAGAGGCCACUCGUCGGGCAAUGCCUGCCACUCUGGGAAGAUCUCCGCAGCAAAGUCAGAGGCUGGUGCCACAAAUUCAACAUCGAAGAGGGCACCGCCAUGAAUGUGGUCGAGAGGAGGUUCCGGAAGAACUACCGUCCGGCAUGGGCAGCAGCAUUCAUCCUGGACCCGCUGUAUCUGAUCAAGGAUGCCAGCGGGAGGUACCUUCCGCCGUUCAACUACCUGACACCGGAGCAGGGGAAGGAUGUGGACAGGCUAAUCACGAGGCUAGUUUCGCCGGAGGAGGCACACCUUGCGCUGAUGGAGUUGAUGAAAUGGAGGUCGGAGGGGCUGGAUUCCUUGUACGCUCAGGCAGUGCAGGUCCGGCAGCCUGACCCUUCCACGGGGAAGAUGAAGAUUGCAAAUAAGCAGAGCAGCCGGCUCGUCUGGGAAACGUGCCUAAGUGAGCUCAAGUCGCUCGGAAAAGUGGCCGUGAGGCUCAUCUUCCUCCAUGCAACUGCCAAGGGAUUCAAAUGCACGCCGGCGAUGGCGCGCUGGCUGACAACGAGCGCUCCGGGGAGUUCGGCCGGUGGCGCUAGCCGUGCGCACCGGCUUGUGUUCAUCGCGGCCAAUUCGAAACUGGAGAGGAGAGAUUUCUCCAACGAGGACGACAAGGACGUGGAGCUGCUCAGGGCAGGAGACGAUGACAUGCUAACGGAGAUUGCCAACGUGGAUCCCUCCUCCUCUGUGUAGCAUUCUUGCAUAAUUUGCUUCUUGUGCAUUUGCUAUUAGCAUCUGUAGGCUUUGAUCCUUAGGAAUUGUUAGAUUCUUUUUCCCCUUGUUUUCUCUUGUGCCCCCCAUUUUGCUAGUUCUUGCUCCCUCUCUUGUUUUGGUUGGGUCGGGAGUAGGGGCAUGAGACGGAGAUUUGCACCCUAUUAAUGCUUAAUCAAUAAAUUACUCUCUCCUGUCAGAUGUGUUAGUUCUGUUAGACCCUGAAAUACUUAGAAAUCUGAAUCAA